AGUCAUGAGCUGCGGUGAUGAUGUGGUUCCUCCUGCUGCUUCUCCACACCGCUCACAUUCAGCUGGUGAUCUCAGAAGCUGGGAACAAACUGAUUUUAAAGAAAACGGGAGACAACCCAUGUGAAGGCUACGUUGAAGUCUACCAUAAUAACAUAUGGGGCUAUGUCGGGGAUGCAUACUGGAGCAAGAACACUGAAAAAGUGGUAUGCAAGAGCACUCACUGUGGGGACCCUGCAGCAACCUUAGCUAAAGAUGUUUUUAAGCCUUCUGAAAACAGGACGAUCUGGCUCAACGAACUGAGGUGUAAAGGAACUGAGAGCGCUCUGUGGGAAUGUGAUGGUCCUGGUUGGAACGCCAGCAUCUACCAGAGGCUCACAAUAAAAAAGCUCAGCUGUUCAAGUAACAUCAAAAUAAGCCUGGAUGGACCAAAAUGUGCCGGAGCUGUCAAGUACUCUAACGGCAACACUUCUGGAUACUUUUGUGCCGAUGGCUGGGAUGAUAAAGGUGCCCGUCUUGUGUGUAAAAAUCUUGGGUGCAAUGGAGUCAGAAAAAUUAAUCCGUCACAGUGGACGGAGAGUGAAACAUUAAAAAGCCGGAGCCCAAAGAUGAAGCUCGAUUGUUCAGUCUUUCAAGACCCGGAUGACCUGUGGCAAUGUGUGACUGGCAAACACAGCGGGAAGCCAGACACAUGCAAACCUGCUUCUGUCAUAUGCGAAGGUUAUCAGAGACUGCAGCUCAUAGGAGACCAGUCAAACGUGUGUUCUGGACAGCUGCAAGAAGAAAAAAAUAACGCGUGGGAGCCUGUUAGACAGAAAAAUUCAGCCUCUGAUGUGUGCCAGCAAAUGCACUGCGGUACCACUGUCAGCAACAGCACAAUAAACGAAGGCCUUCAUGUGACAUGCACAGAUAAAGUUAAAGUGGUUCUGAAGGACGCUGAUAGAGAAAGCAAGUGCUAUGGCACAGUCCACAUUGAUGUGAAUAAUUCAUCUCAGCCUGUGUGUGCCUCCUCCUGGGGGAAAAAUCAAGCUGAACUUGUCUGCAAGGAGCUUAACUGCAGGAAACUGAUUAGUUUUAGUGUAGAGAGAGGGACAUCUAGAGGAGUGAUGGACCAUGUAGAAUGCAAAGGCAGCGAGUCCUCCUUGUGGCACUGUCAGGCUCGGCGCGACAAAAACCUCCAGUGUUCAUCCCGGCCUAAGGUACUCUGCUCAGGCAGUGUGGACAUGAAACUGGUUGACGGUCCUGGAAAAUGUGCUGGAAGAUUGUCGAUAAAGUUCCAGGGAAAGUGGAAAAGGGUUGCUAACACAUCAUGGACAGAUACUCAUUCAGCAGAGGUCUGCAAACAACUGAAAUGUGGAAAAACUGGCAAAACUGAAAGAUUCAGCCAAGGUUCCGACGGUUUCCUGUCUGUAGACUGUGCGGGUAAACAGAACCCAGACAUCUCUGAGUGCUUAAAGGACGACUCGAGCAGACGAUUUCAGGAAGACCAAGCAGUAGGAAUAACCUGUGACAAACACAUGGUGGUAUUUUUGAAAGGAACUGAAGCCUGUUCUGGCCACGUGGGGAUAAAGCAUGGCAGCAACACCUACUGGCUCUCUGGGUCUGAUGUAACAUGGAACCAGAUGUCUGCAGAAACAGUGUGUCAGCAGAUGCAGUGCGGGAAUGCUGCCAGCUUUACAUACAAUAACAUUACAGUUCAUAAGGAUGGACGUGUUUGGGAUGAGUCUCGUAAUUGCUCAUCCAAGAAAAAGUCACUUUUUGAUUGCACAAAAAUUUCACUUCUGCCUCCCGACCACCAAUAUUCUACUGCCUACGUGAACUGUUCAGGAAAAAUUGUGAUGAAGCUGACGGAAGGCUGUUGGGGAAAAGUCGAGGUUCAUGCAGGCGAGGUGCAGGGAGACGUGUGUGCAGACACCUGGACAGAAGAAAAGUCUACGUUGCUGUGUAGAAACCUGAGAUGUGGGACAGCCCUAAAAGCCCACAAAAGUCAGGAGGAUGGUGAUAUCCGCUUCAACAGUGUGGACUUUACUCCAGGCCAGAAUGGCACCCUGACAGAGUGGAACAUUGUGAGAACCCAGGCAAAUGAUGUAUCCUGUAAGAAAAGACCAGCCUAUGUCGUUUGCUCAGGUAGUGUCAAGCCCAGAUUUAGCAAGUCCAUUGACAGUUGUUUCGGAAACAUAGAGGUGGAGUAUGCGGGGCAGUGGAUCCCUGUGUGCUUGGAUGCUCUUAAAGACGCUAAUAUUCAAAACACCAUCUGUCGGGAGCUUCAAUGUGGUGACGCUGUUGGGCUUCUGCCCUACUUCGGACCUGAAACAACAGGCAAACAAGUCAUUUCAAGCCUAACGUGCUCUGCAGAUGCCAACAGCUCAUUAUCUACAUGCAACAUAGCUACUUCUCAAAAUCCCUGCAAUUACACUGGCCUCCAGUGCGCUGAUUGGAAGACGAUGGUACCGAUAGGCAGCAAGUCCUGUAGUGGAACAGUGCUGGUUCACUCAGGGAAGGGAAUCAGUGCUGUCUCCAGUCAAGGCUGGACAGAAAUCGAGAAGAAAAGGCUUUGCCAGGAUAUGAACUGCGAUGGACUUUCAUCAGACACAACGGAGGACCAGGGACUUGACACCAGUUCUUUCUGGAGCAAAAGUUUCAGCUGUGCAAAUAACAAAAACCAUGAUAAAACAAACAUCUGGGAUUGUGAGAACAAAACGCGGCCAUCCGAGAAGAAGGCGCUCUUUAUUAAAUGCCAAAGAGAGCCCAGUGUCAACCUUUCACAUGGCUGUGGUGGGGAAGUGAGCAUAGAUAACCUUCCGGUGUGUGAUCAGAACUGGGAUCUAAACAGUGCACACAAGGUUUGCCAAGAAAAGUACUGUGGCAACGCUAUCAGUUUUUCCAUAACUCAAACACAGACUUCAUCUGACAUCUACCAUGUCAGCUGUGACAAGUAUCAUACAGUUCUUGGCCAGUGCAGAAGAAUUAAAGGAAGCUGUACUAAAAAAGUGUCCAUUUUCUGCAGUGAGAAUGUAAAGUUCCGCACCACUGAAGAAAAAGGAGGUGAACUCCAAAUCAAUUAUCAAGAUAAGUGGGAAAAAGUAUGUGAAAAAGUCAAACUUUCCACAGAUAUGACGGACAGGCUGUGUAAAGAGAUUAUGAACGUGAAACAUGGCAACCAACAGGGCAAAUCAGGAACAACGCUGGAGUGCACUGAAGGUGUCAAGGACAUCAAACGCUGUGUCAAACAGCAUUCCUGUGGAAGCCUUCCUUCAAUUAAAAUCUUUUGCCCUGACUAUAAGCCGCGUCCUCCACCAACUGUGCCACCUGCACCUCCGCCCAUAGCACCUAUUAUUGUGGGUGUGGCGUUACUUCUCCUUGUGCUGAUAUUGAUUGGUCUAUUCAUACGAUUCUGUGUGAGGAGAGCCAGGAAGUCAAAAAUGUCAUCAAGAAUGCUCUCAACCAAAGACAUGGAGUUUGAAAGUGGGGAAUAUGAGGAUGUUAUGAACAAAGAAAAUGAGAUGGAAGAUUUCAGCCCUGGCAGAUUCAGAUCGGAGGAUGAAUUCAUCACGGAGAAUGAUGGGCACAGUGUUUCUUCUUUACAUUAUGAUGAUAUUGAUGAAGCAGAAGAAGCUCGGCCCCUGACCUCGCCAGGCCCAGCUGCUCCUGCUGAUCGAGAUGCCAACAUGCAUGAAGAUGGGGUGACCUACGAAGUGGAAAAUCCACAGGAGAGUUAUGAUGACAUUGAUACUAUCCUUGAAACCACCCAGACUAAAGCGGAGGUCCAUGACAGCCCCCAAACCACACAUGACACAGCAGCCCCACCAGGAUUGGUGCAGGGGGAUGAGGACUACCUAGAGCCGGAUCAGGAUGGGUGAGCCAGUGUGGCUUUAAAACAUACUUAAAGUGGAUCAUGCCAAAAUCCACUUUCCUUACAUAUAUUAUGAAAAGCAAUAUUGAAAUCAAUAUUAAAAUCCUUUAAUGCAACAUACAUUUACUGAAAUGGCUGAAAGAAUCCUACAUUUGAUGCAAAAACUUGGUGUAAAAAAAAUGUAAAUUCAUCCUUUGAUUCUGUAUAACUAUAAGAAAAGUCAAAAUGUACAAAGUAUGAGAAGUAUAAGAACUGGUUUCAUCUUUCUAUUAUUUUUGAGUGUAAAACUAUAGUUGAUUAUAAAGCUUUUAUCAAACAUGCUUAAAGUGUUUCAUAUGUGAUAUUUUUCAUCCAGCUACCUGCUGUGUCACACAGCAGCGUGAGCUAACAGAUACAUAGAGACUCUCCUGCUUCUAGUUUUUAGGCUAGGCUAAGCUGACUGCUUUCAUAUUCAGCAUUGAAAUGCAUGUAAUGUGGAUAUUCUCAUCAAACUCUGGGCAGGAAAAAAUAAGUGUAAAUAUGAU
Archocentrus centrarchus (flier cichlid) is the source of this 4374-nucleotide messenger RNA. RefSeq names its product scavenger receptor cysteine-rich type 1 protein M160. The transcript is spliced from 20 exons. Lineage: Eukaryota; Metazoa; Chordata; Actinopteri; Cichliformes; Cichlidae. The record is from RefSeq and is a predicted model, not a curated record. Gene Ontology annotation, cellular component: membrane. Bases 18 to 3857 code for a protein of 1279 amino acids.